This is a messenger RNA of Tigriopus californicus, 4714 nucleotides long. RefSeq lists its product as uncharacterized. NCBI's taxonomy places the organism in Eukaryota, Metazoa, Arthropoda, Copepoda, Harpacticoida, Harpacticidae. Bases 2083 to 3012 code for a protein of 309 amino acids. The record is from RefSeq and is a predicted model, not a curated record. The transcript is spliced from 2 exons.
AAUUCAAUUGGCUCUUGGAACCCGUAAUCAAACAUUAAGGGAUGCUGUGAGUCAAAAGAAUUGGUCACUUUAGGAAACUUUGCGCAAUGGCAUCUUAUUUGAAGAUUCAGCCAUGUCCUCCACUUCGGUUGCAAAUGGACAUACCUUCCUAAAUGGGGCGAACGCAGUUGGAUCUGAGUUCGAAGCCCACAGAGUUUCAGGGCCAUAUUCAAGUCAAUCACGCCGUCAAAAGACGGCUGGUCUUGUUAUAACUGCGGAUCAAGAAACAAGCAUUCUAAGGAACAAUGUCCGGCUAGAGACAAAACUUGUUCAGCCUGCCAACGAAUGGGACACUUUGAUACAGUUUGCAAAGAUGGAAAACUUCAUUCAAAUCGCCCUCAACAUGGCCGGCGUCUAUAUGGUGCCGGAUACAAGUCAACCAACUUUAGUAAACCAAAGUUGCGAAAAAAGCCCAAACACUUCAAGUCUGCUUCAAAUUCCGUGCAACCACGAGCGGACUCAAAUGUCGCGGAGAACUUCUCAACAGAUGAGGAAGUACACUGGCUUAAUGCAUUCCCGACAUCAGUCCAAGGAAGACGAAUUCAAACACGAAAAGUGGUGGUCAAGCUUGCUGGAGCGCCAGUUCAAAUCAUAGCCGAUUCGGGUGCCCAAAUAAAUGUUAUUCUCAAACGUUUAGCGCCAGACGUCCUAAUCAUAGCUAUGAAAGCAACUAUUGUUCAAAUCAAGCCCUAUGGGGUUGAUUCAAAAGCAAUUGUUCCAUUGAGAGUUAGCAUUGUGGACACCACGCGGGCAGGACGACGCUAGCAACCAAAUGGUAUGUCGUCAAAGACCUUCCUUCUCGACCUAUGACUCCCCUUAUUUCAUGCGAUACAUGCGUUUUGCUGGGAAUCAUCUCGAUAAACACUCCCGAAAUGGACAGUUUUGCAAUUACCUGCGAGUGCUUGGCUGCUGUUGACAAUAAUCCACGGGAUAAGUUUCAUCUGACCGACUUCGAGUCUGUUUUUUGGGGCGUGAGACUACUCCGGGGACAUGAAGUCCAGCUGCACAUAUGUGACAACCACCGUCCUAUAGCGAGUGCUCCACGCUAUACCCCAUUCCAUUUGGAGGCUAAGGUCAAGGCCACAAUAAACGUUAUGCUCCAAGAUGACAUCAUAGCACCUCAUCACGGCCCAGCGCCCUGGGUCAGUAAUAAACAAGUAGCCCCAAACGAUAAUGGCCAGAUCCGAAUCACAGUGGAAAUCCAAAACCUCAACAAAGACCUAACUGAUAGCCAAAUACCCAUUCCUACGGUGGACUCAAUAAAGGCAAGCCUUGUGGCUGCAAAUUUUUCUUCAAGUUGGACUUUACGUCUUCGUUCCACCAACUUGCCCUUGUAGAGGCUUCAAGGCUCCUCACCGUGUUUAGAGUAAGUGGCUGUUUGCCAAUGGGAGUCAAACCUGCCUCAGGAGAAUUCCUGAAGGCAAUAAGAGGCAACUUUAGCGACAUUCCCGGCCUACAUGCUAUACAUGACGACAUAAUCAUUGCCGGGAAGACUCUCCAAGACCACGACCACGCCCUCCGGACUUUCCUCUCAAGGCUUCAAGAAAAGGGCAUGACUCUGAACCCCUCCAAAUGCGUUUUCCGAGCGAGAGAAAUACCUUUUUGGGGAAUGAUGGUUUCGCCAGAAGGCAUCAAACCAGAUCCAGAAAGAGUUUGAGCGCUCAAAGAGGCUCCUAUCCUGGAAUGCAAGGAUGACCUCAUUUCCUUCUUGUGCAUGGCGAGAUCCAAUUCGGAUUUCAUUCCCUUCAUCGCCACGAACACGCCAAACCUCAGAGCCCUCAGCCAAAAGCACUCAAAGUUCAAAUGGGGCGACGUCCACAAGAAGGAGUUUGAACUGUUGAACUGUUGUCUCUACAUGAAGACGCCUGUCUCACAUUCUUUAACACAGCUUUGACAACCUUCCUAUUUGUGGACGCACAUCGGGAUGGUCUGUGUGCAAUCCUUUGUCAAGGAGAGUCUAUCUCAAGGGUAAAAACGGUGGCGGUAGCUUCUAGAGCAACAACAUCUGUGAAGAAGCGCUACCCUCAGGUGGACGUGGAGGCUAUGGCAGUUGAUUUUGGCUUACGUAAAAUGAAAGUCUACCUGGUGGGGAACCCUCAAGUAACCGUGGUUACAGACCACAAACCCUUGGUAGCAAUAUUCAGAGGAACCAGACCUGGAUCAAUGCGUUCAGAAAGGAUCAUUUUGCGCCACCAAGAUAUUUCUUAUUCAGUCGUGUGGAAGCAAGGGAAAGAGAACCCAGCUGAUUUCUUUAGCCGAAGGGCUUCCCCCUUUAAUGACCUUUCCAAGGAAGAGCUCGAGACUACUGCCGAGAUGGAAAAGCUCAUCUACAUGGUCCUAAAUGGCGACGUUAAUCAAACGUCGAACCCAAAAAAUAUUGCUGAGGCCACCAGACAAGAUAACAACUUAAAAAAAGCUAUCAAUCACGGUGUGCUCCCAAACACCCAGACCCUUGGUCGGUUUUCAAGGUUGUUUUCGGAGCUCACCGUGUCGUCGGAGGGAAAUGUCCUCAGAGGCAACCAACUAGUCCUUUCAAAGGGUAUUGUACAACAGGCCUUAGAUCUAGCUCAUGGGGGAGGUCACCUUGGUACUUCAUCAAUGAAACGCCGCCUCUGUGCGGUCUCAUGGUUCCCCGGUAUGAACCAUGCCAUAGAGUCACACGUUUUGGGGUGCCAGAAAUGCCAGGAGAUCGCCGAAAUAGGAACUAAAGUGCAACAGGCACCUCAACAGGCCCUGGACAAACCUUGGGAAUCCGUCUCCACGGAUCAUUUUGGACCGUUAAGGGAUGGCUCAUAUGUUCUAGUGCCCUGGAAGACAUCUUCACCACCUAUGGAUACCCAAGCUUUCAACGUUCUGAUAAUGGCUUGGCUUUCCAAUCCACUGAAUUCAAAGUAUUCUGCAAAAAAUACGCAAUCAGGCAUCAAUAUAUUGCUCCAUAUCAUCCCCUCGCCAACCCGGCUGAGACUUUCAUGAAGAUUCUGAAGAAAACAUUCCAAGCAUCCGGCAGAUCCAAAUCGGAGAUGCGUGAGGCCCUUUGCUCUUGUCUCAGAUAUUAUCGCAGUACCCCACACCCAAUAACAGGCCUUCCCCCGGCAUCCUUGAUGCUUAGCAACUACAAAACUGAGCUUUUAACAACCCGUGGGGCUAAACCAACCAAAGUGAAGGUAAUGAGAAAGAAAGACAAAGCUGUAAUAAACAAACACGCAUUGGACUUCAAUACCAAGCCAAAGACUCAUGCACCAUCUUAAAUACCGGGUGAUUUCGUCUUGAUUCGAAACCACACAAGACCCAACAAGUUUAUGCCCAAAUUUCUACCCUUCCAUCAUAUAGUACUAAAGCAGCAAGGCCAUGCGACGUACCUGGUGUGCAAUGUGAAUGACGAUAGAAUCUCAACCCGACACAAAGAUGACCUAAAAAAAAACCUCGGGGUAAACAUAAAAAGAUCAAGAAAAAACAAACCAUGACUACAUGACCACAAACCCAUUUGGUCCCUCUGUGGCUUACCGACAAUGUCCUACUGCAAUCCCAUCCCAAACACCUGGGGUUGGGUGGCGGUCGGCCGUUAAUGAGCUGGCACAACACCGCGAAUUCCAGUCCACAUAUGGACUCCUUGGUCCCGAGAUCUCCCAACCUUGCACUAUCACGUGAGUCAGCCCACACUUCUGCGAGUCCUUCCUCCUUAGACAAUUCCGGACCCUCUGUAACAUAAAUACUCCAUCAAAAUCCCUAGAUAAGUAUAAAUCCAAUGAAAAAUGUAGACGGUAAUCAGUGUUCACCAAGAGGCAGCUUAAAAAGUUGCGUGAGUUUGUCUUUUGAGCGAACUUUCAAAGGUCGUUUCAAGAAGGAUACCUGUCACUGCUAUCAGGUGAAACCAAAGGAAAUUUUCACGCUUUGUGUCAGGAGUUAGAGGACAUGAUUAUCCACAACGUCAUGACAAUCUGAGUUACGCGUCUCUCCAGGUACGCAGGCUAUGGUGUGAUCUGAGUUAAAUCAGACUGACUCUGGUCAAGUUCUCAGCCGUGCAUCAGACCGCUUAGAAGUGCAUAUAAAAAUAUCAUUGGUACCUUCCAUGAUUUGCGUGUGGUGCUUCCCCUCUCAAAGUUUCAAAGCCGUGGAACUCUAUCAAUCCCGAAAUUCAGGCAUGUCAGAGAGUUAGCCUUUUGACAAUGACUUUGAGAGUUUGCCAAUCGUGCUAAAUGUACUCGUACGUACACAACCUUCUCAGUCUCGAUUCACUUAUCGGGAAGACGAUUAUUCACGCAAGUUAAAAAAAACUCACGCAACCUUUUAAGCUGCCUCUUGGAGACCACUGAUUACCGUUUACACAAUGAAAAAUCGCAACAGAUUCUCAUCCAAGCACAAGAGAAGCUCCGAAGCCAACGUCAUACCUCACUUCGGUCGGAUGAUGCCUCGGGGGAUGAACAUGGGAUCAUUAGUGGGGGCGUGCCCCAUCAAUGCCUCCGCCGAUCUGAAGGCCAUCCAAGAGCCCCGGUGCGCUUUGAUGACUGUGUUUUCCACCCAACAAACAAGACCCAUCAUUCAUAACAAAUAUCCUUUUCUGAUGGGAUAAUUUCGGAGUCCUGAUGCAUCCUAGACCCGCAACCUCUGAUUUCCAGACGAACUCCGUCGAAUAUGUAUUACAAAUGUUUAAUAAAUCAUCGGUUAGAUAACUGGA